AUGGCGCGCGACUCGGUCUCUAACAUCUACGACGCCACGGCCGAGGGCAGCGAGGAUGAGCAACAAUCCGUCGAAUUUGCAGCCGGCCAGGGCAGGCCACUGACGAGCAAAUCGACCGCCGAGCUGCCCUCCUCUCGCAUCAAAAGCAUGCCCUCCUCGAGUGGUACAAGCCGUACGCCAAAUCUUGCUCAGAAUUUCGCGUUCUAUUUCUUGCCGUGUAUAAUUGCGAUUUUAUUACAGGCAUCGAUGGCAUCAUCUCGGCGUGCAGCUGCCCGAGCGCCGUCCAUCGGCGGAAUAACGUCUUUUCUUACACCUCGGUCGAUGGGGUUGUCGCCGAGUCGACGUCGCGACGGCGCCUGCCUCGAUGAAUGGAGGCCGUUUGGUCGGUUUUUGGACAUCGACGACAAGCCGAUUGGA
This is a messenger RNA of Mesorhabditis spiculigera, 417 nucleotides long. Lineage: Eukaryota; Metazoa; Nematoda; Chromadorea; Rhabditida; Rhabditidae. The record is from the annotation of a GenBank genome assembly.